AUGGCUAUUUUAGACCAAUCGUUCGAUUUGGUUAAAACAGUCAGGGUGGAAAGAGAAAGAGAUUUUAUAUUUAACACAAACAUAGUCAGGUUUACAGAUGUAACAACAGAGCAAACGUUGUCUUCUCCUGAACUGAAAAGAACUAACCUUCCAGAGGGACAGAGGAAAAGGAAGAUAACUAUUUUCAGCCGCGCUCAAUUGUCAGAAUUGGAGCGCGGUUUUGUGGUUUCCCCGUACCCGGACAUCACCCUGCGCGAAAGACUGGCUGCACUCACACUGCUUCCAGAGAGCAAAAUUCAGGUGUGUUUCCAAAACAGACGAGCUCGCAGUAUGAAAAGCAAGAAGCUGACCAGACCAGUAAGGAGAGUGAGUCCAAGCAGGACAAUAAGCUCGAACCCUUUUCCUGCAACUAGACUUCCAUCGACUUUAACCUCAGUGCAGAGUUCUGCGGCUCUGAGUCUCUGGUCUCAAAAUCUUCCGCACCCAACACCACCCUCACCACCCAUUUCUCCAGACCUGCCUGGAGUUCUGCCCCGGGGGAAGAGACACCCCGAUCCAUCUGGAGCUUCAUCUUUCUCCGAUUGUGAAAUCCUAUUGUUGUGCCAAUUGAUUCCUUUACAUCAAGCCAGUUUGGAGGGAGCUUUACAUAGACAGAAUCAGGCCCUGUCACACUACCAUCAGACCUCGUUGGGAGAUAUCUCUGAUCUCAUAUAUAGUGCAGCUGUAGUCACCAAUCUAGAAGACUGCUGA
This is a messenger RNA of Xyrauchen texanus (razorback sucker), 750 nucleotides long. RefSeq names its product homeobox protein SEBOX-like. The transcript has 4 exons. Bases 1 to 750 code for a protein of 249 amino acids. The record is from RefSeq and is a predicted model, not a curated record. Lineage: Eukaryota; Metazoa; Chordata; Actinopteri; Cypriniformes; Catostomidae. Gene Ontology annotation, molecular function: DNA binding.